CAAAAACGGAUGAGGAAAAAUGGCUUGUAAGAAGAAUUUCCAGAAGAAGACGAUAAUUAUUGGGGUUGUAUUAUUUAUCACUGUCGUUGCUCUUGCAUGUGCAAUACUGUUCGGGAUCCGAAACGCAAGGCAUUCUUCAAAUGGCGACACAUCGGCAGCACAAAAUUGUUCAGGACUUGAUCGCCCCUUUAACGGUGACGUUACAUACAGCAAUGGAACAAACAUUGGAAGUACAGCAGUGUUUGCCUGUGCAUUGGGGUACGAACUAGUUGGGCCAAAUCUCAAAAACUGUUUAGAAAGCGGACAGUGGGUGCCUCAAAUUGUAGUAGCCUGUAAACGUCGAGAAUGCGGGCUGCCUAAACACUUAAAUAAUGGACAAAUUGCUUUCCUUGGUACUUUUUUUGGAGAUAGUGUGAGCUACCAGUGCAACGUUGGUUAUACAUUACAAGGUCCAGGUGUCAAAACGUGUACAGAUAAAACGAAAUGGGAACCAGUUCAGCCGAACAAAUGUGAAAUACAAGAAUGUGGACGUCCUCAAGAAAUAAUCAAUGGAUACAUGCAAUUUAGCAGUGGAACUGUUUUCGGGAGCAGUGUGACGUUUCGAUGUCAAAACGGUUACACGUUAGUUGGGACACAUGAGAAAAAAUGCUCCAGCGAAGGGAUAUGGGAACCGGAAGAGGAAACACAGUGCAUCGUCUACGAGAGAAAUGACCUCUGCUCCGAUAUUGACGCUACAGAGAUUGAUAAUCUCCCAUUAAGGUUGAUUGGGUAUAACUUAACGUCGGACGAAAAACCGCUGUGUGACUACUAUUUACCAGUCGGCUGGUAUUCUAUGCAAGAUUAUGUUGUUACGGACUCAGAUAUGAAAUGUGGAACGGUACACCCAUGGUGGAGAUUAGGUGAACUUCCAGUAGAGAUUGGCACAAUUGAGGUUUUAAUUAUGUGCAGAAGUAUAGUGAGUGAUACAUGCGAUACCACAAUGACAGCCCGAACGACUCGAUGCAGUAACGGAAACUACUUGUUCGAGCUACAAGACACAAACGGAUGUCCAGAAGCCUAUUGUAUAGAAAAACGAUCAACUACUGGAAAAAAUUGUGACAAUCUAAAUGAUCUGAGAGACGGGAAGAUAGUUUAUACCAAGGGGAAUCUGUUUGGAAGCUACGCAUUUUUCAGAUGUAACCCAGGAUAUGAACUCGUAGGCACCCCUUACAGAACAUGUUCGGAGUUUGGUAUUUGGGAGCAAAGAAAACAAGCAUUUUGUUUCCCGAUAGAAUGUGAAGAACUUAAAUCACUUCACAACGGGUUUAUGGAACUUUCGAACGGACGAUUCUUCGGAAGCGUUGCCAAAUCAAUUUGUGAAAAGGGCUUUAAACUUUCAAGUGCCGAAUAUAGGACAUGCACUUCAAAUGAAACAUGGCAACCAGUACCUGCUCCAGAAUGUUUUCCUAUAGACUGUGGAAAUUUAACCUUUCUUGCCGGUGGCGCUGUACACUAUAAUUCAGGCACUUUGGUUGGAGACACCGUGUCAUUUACCUGUGACACUGGUUAUGAUUUAAUAGGCCCUUCAGCAAAACAGUGCGAUUUAAGCGGUUUAUGGAAACCAUUGGAAAAAGUCUCUUGCAGUCGUACACAAUGCGCUAAAUUGCCAGUUUUGCACAACGGAACAAUCUCAUGUUCAAACCAGGAAUAUUAUGGAAGCAUUGCGACUUUCAACUGUGACACAGGGUUCCUUCCAGUGGGGGUUGCUACACGAAUUUGUAAUAUAGAGGGACAAUGGAUACCAAAAAAUGCCUCUCAGUGUAUUUUAAAUUAUUCAAAUGCGUCACGCCCUAGUAUUGCAUCUGUUCACCCAAGAAUUGCCUUUGAAGUUGAAAAUAUUCUAGGAAGUCAAAUGCUCAACUGUUUCUGUGAUUUUAUGCCACCUAGUGGAACGAAUUACUAUUACGUUAUUAAAUGGGUCGUAACAAAAGAAGCCGUUUUAACUAAAAUAAUUCACACGUCGGAGCCAAUGCAAUAUGCCUCUCAGUCUGAUUUUCGAUCUCAUUCUCGACUCACGGAAUAUAUGCUGCUAGCGGACAAGGAUUGGAAGCUUGGAACAUCAAUUGCUUGUUCAGUCACGGCGCGAUAUACACAAUCAGGGCAAGAUAGCCUACCAGCAAUUAGUCCUGAACGAUGGAUGGGAAUUGAAGUAUUAGACAAAACAAUAUUACUAAGAAACUUGGAUUAUGUUGAUGUUACUGUUCACCUUAUGAUUCCGUUCACUUGCAACAAUGGGAAACAUGAUUGUGAUCUUCCACUUAAAAUAUCAAUAUCCGGGAAUACAGACUCCUGCCAAAUACCAGAUGUUGUGCACUUGUCGACUGACAAGUUAGGCUGUCAGCUAAAUUUGAAAAACAGCGACAUUAACGAACCACGGCGAUUAAGGUUUGCAUUGCGCCUUGGUAAUAUCGUUUAUCCAAUACAAAAAAAUGCCUCCAUAAAUCUUUACGUGGACUCUUCGGUAUCUCAAAGGCUUUUUCGAAACUACACACUGGAUCCUGUUCGGGUUAUUUUAUCGUCAGACUCCUCUAUUCUCCAACAUAAGCAGUGUUACUCAAACAAUGACCCACAUAUGAAAACGUUUGACGGGAUAACGUACGAAAACCAGAACGAAGACCGUUUUUUGUUAUACAGGAAUCCGGCUUUCCAACAACAAGUUCAAAUUCAAACAACUCACUGCCUUGGAAGUGACGUGCCCGUUUUCUGUAACUGCGGCGUUAUGAUAAGUUCUGGGCGGGACAUUUUCGUCGUAAAUAAUUGCGAUGGAAAUGGAAUUUGGGACGUUAGAUUCCGGUCGUGUGUUGAUGGUGUUCUUAACAACCGUGUUAACAAGAUAUCAAUAUACCAUUUCCAAGUAUCUUUGCAAUCGGGCACAAUAGUGGACCUCUCAUUACAAGAGAAGUUUGUAAAUGUCGCGGUGUUUCCUUCAUUGGCUGAUGUUUACAAUACAGAAGGAUUAUGUGGUCGUUUUGACGGAGACUCCGUUAAUGAUCGGUACAAGCGGCCAGGAUCACUUGAAAGAAACCCGAUGCUAAGCUGGAAACUCCUUGAGCAUGAAGACCUUUUUGGUGAAAAAUAUAUUCUUGAAAAUGUAAACGAGCCAUUGAAACGGUGUUCAUGCAAUACGGAAGGGCCCGGUUUGAAUUCCUGCUCACAUGGUUCUGCAAAGCUUUGCCAGUUUGAGCCAUCGUUUACACAAAGUUGCAACGUUGCAUCACGAAAAAGAAGGUCGACAUUGAAACAUCGCAUUGGCGAUUACCAUGGUCCAUUUGGCGUUUGUUCUUUAAAACGAAACACAGGGACUGGGCCGUUAGCGAAACGUUUAGAAAAGAGAAGCAGCCUUCAAAUUGAAAAUUACGAUCACAUCAGAGCUAGAGAUCAGUGUUUGAAAGUGAUCAACACGACCGCUUUCAGAUUGUGUGAACAAGUUCCUGGAAUGAACAUCGACACAUUUAUUGGCGAUUGUGUAUUAGAUGUUGUGAAUACUAACAAUGUUGAAUGGGCCUUGAUCCAUCUGGAGUUAAUAAAACAGAAAUGCUUGUUUGACGUAAAGGUAAAACGACUUCCUCCACAGUCCGCAAUGGAGAACCUAACGCUCGUAAUGAAUGAUACCUUCAUUGACAAUACAGAUAAUCAGACAUUGGCUGUCCAAGAGGCAUCCACUGAGGAAUUUCUCAAAGAAAUUAUGGACGCAAGCUGCCCCUUGGAGUGUAAUCAAAGAGGACUUUGCAAUAAAGGUAAAUGUGUAUGUGAAACAGGAUUUACGGGUGUAGACUGUACAACAAAAACAUACCUACCUCCGGAAAUUCAUGGACUUCCGGAUGAUGGCCUGUGUGAUGUAAGGAGAAGACCGUGUAAAAGAACGUCCGUGUUUGGCAAUAACUUUGCUGAUGGUGUUAACUUCACGUGCAGAUUUAAGACGGUCAAAUUCAGGAACACAGGUACCAUAAUCUCAACAGAACAUGUAUUCUUAACUGGGGCAAAGCUGAAUACUUUUAUGGAAGCCGAGUGUGGAGUUAAUACACGUUCCCUGAAAAAAAGAGAAGUUGAAGGCACAGACGAAGUACGAGAAGAGAUUCUUGCCCAUGGUGGUCAACUAUCACUAAGCAACGAUGGACAGAGCUUCAGUCAGGACAAUAUGUUCAUAACCUAUGAUUCGCGUUGCGUGAACUGUAUUAUUCAACAUGGAGGAAUAAAGUGUUUACCUAGGCUUGGUUAUUGUGUGCGGAAUGGAAAGUGUUAUACCGACAAAGACAUCUUUAACUGUAGGAAAUGUAUUAUUCAUGAAGACGGAACAUAUGACUGGGAAACUACAGAAGGUUGCGGUGAACAGAAAACGACCAUAAUUAACCACUAUGGAACUGUGGAUGACGGAGCAAAUUUCGACCGGAUCCUCAAUAUAGUAGCUGUGGUCAUUGCGAGUUUAGGCGUCAUUGUAGAAACCGCUAUCAUUUUACGUGACAGAUGGGGUAGACGUAAAAAUCAAGAAACACCUCAUACUCCAUAUGUUGACGGCUAUGAAAUGCCGAACACUAGAUCACCACUUACCCUUUCACAUAGAAAUCCGGGCUAUGAAAAUCCGGGCUAUGAAAAUCCGGGUUAUGAAUUCCAAAAACAAAAGGAAACCAUGGGCAUAACGUAUGAAGAUGACCAGAUGUGAACCCCCGAGUAAUGAAGGACAGUUUGCAUUUUAUAGCCAUCAAUCAUUAGCGUUAAUGUAUUUCACGUGAAAGAUUAGACAAUACUGUCAUUAGGUGUAUUUUCAAGACAAUAAUUGUAAUAUUAUAUAAGUGUUUGGUUGCACAGAACGUUUUAAGAACCUAUAAUCAACUUGCAAUAGAAAUUUAUAAAAAUGAAGUAUCUGUUUCUACCAAGAUCUAGUUUAUCUCGGGAAACGUUCAAUUGUGCAGUACUAUUAACUUUAAAAAAGGAUGUUUUAUAUUAUAAGUUUGCAUAAAGUGUAUGCAAUCAGUGAAUUUGAAUGAAUUUACAUGUAUGCAAACAGUGAGUUUGUAUAACGUCCGUUUUACGUUUUAGACUUACACUAAAUUUAAAAAUUGAUUGGCAGUACAAUAAUAUAUUUAUCUCUUACUAGGAGACAGACAAUUGUAUACGGUUGAUAUAUGACUUACACAUACACUGAAUAUUUAUAAAUAUUAAAAGUAUUUCAGAAUAAUUAUUUUUUAUCAACUGUACAAUAUCGCAUUAUUUAGACUUGUUUUGUUUUUGUUAUCGUUUAGAAAAAAGUGAAUGAAUCAUUUCAGUAUGCGGUGUUUUUUUCAUUUACAGCAGUAGGGGCCCCGCAAAGAAUUUGCGGGUUUCUAUAGUAAUUGCCUUGUCCAACUGUCCUUUCGUUGGCCCGUACACAUGUUUUAUGUUUAAGAAAGAGAUUUGACUGAAGCUUGAAGACUGAGAAAAUCACCUUGCAAACUGUUAUGGUACUGGUACUCGUAUAAAAACCAUGACUCAUGGCUACCAAGUGUCACAUUAAAGAACUAAAGCUGUGGACCUUAUUGAUCUGUAACCCCCAGCCCACCCCCUAAGCAUUACAUGUGUAAGGAAUUGAAUUUAUUUUCACCGAAACUAAAUUACGAGCUUCAAUGAAGCUUGAAGACUCAGCAAAUCACCUUGUAAACUGUUAUGGCACUCGUAAAACGACCAAAACUCAUGGUUGUCACAUUAAAGCCUCCCUUGCUGUGACAAAAUGUUCAACUCUCAAAAAAUUAAGAAGUCACGAAUGGAAAUUAAAAAGUUUAUAUAAGAACAUAUAUGUUGAAGAAUUACUCAUUUUAAGAGCUAUAACUCUGUGAACCCUUGUUCCUAAAUUGCAUCCAUUGGCAUGAAAGAUGUUUGAAUAAAUAUUUUAGCCAGGAAAGAAAAUUUAAGAUAAGUUGAUGGCAAUAUAAGUGUUAUCAUUCCAUUUAGUUUAAACUUAUGAAUUUCGAACGCUUAUGGUGAAAAUUAAAUACAAAUAAGCAAAGUGUCUCUGGUUGUCACGAUGUUAUAUGUAAUUGUUUUUAACAUUUGACUAAAUUGAAUGAUUUUUUAUAACUUGAUGUUUACAAUUGUAUUUAGUCAUAGGUAUUGUUUGACUUUGUCUUAAUUUUGUCUUUUGUAGUGUCAAAUAGUUUUAUAUUUGUCUUAUUGGAUUUGCAUUAAUUAUGUUGUUAAUGAUUUAAGUACUGAAUGGGUGGUUAAUGAUUUAUUUUUUGGUUGAGUUGUUGAUGAUUUAAAUAUUGGUUGAUUGUUUGAUGAUCUAAAUAUUGGCUGAGUAGUUGAUGUUUUGAACACGGAUUGAGUGGUUGAUGAUUUAAAUUUGAUAUUUGUUGAUGAUCUAGAAAUGCGUUAAUUUGGUAAAGAUUUCAAUAUGGUUUGAGAAAUUGAUGAUUUAGAUAGAGGUUAAAUUGUUGAUGAUUUAAAUGACGUUUGAGAUAUUGAUGAUUUAGAUAUAGAUUAAAUUGUUGAUGAUUUAAAUGACGUUUGAGUUGUUGAAUACUUAAAGUUGAGUUGAAUUGUUGGUGAUUUGCAUAUGAGUUGAGUUGUUUAUGAUUAAGUUAUGUCUUAAAUGGUUGCAGAUUUAGAUAUUGGUUGGGUUGUUGAUGUUUAAAAUAUAGCUUGAUUUUGUGAUGAUAUAGAUACGGCAAAUACAUCACUGAAACUAAUUUCGUUUUAUUUAUAAUUUAACCUUAUCAUGUUUUCUAAUAUAUAUAAAAGUGUUUCUUCAUUGUAGUUUGUUUAUUUGGAAUUGUGUUUUUGAAAUGUAUUUUGUAUUUUAACGGCUUAUUUGAUAUUCGUGUUAAUGCAAAUGGAACUUCUUACCUGCUAUAAAACUUUACCCUGUCAAUACUACAGUUGUACUCAAAUAAAAGUUCUUCUUUUGAAUA
Messenger RNA from Mya arenaria, 6923 nucleotides. RefSeq lists its product as uncharacterized. The record is from RefSeq and is a predicted model, not a curated record. Bases 20 to 4699 code for a protein of 1559 amino acids. NCBI's taxonomy places the organism in Eukaryota, Metazoa, Mollusca, Bivalvia, Myida, Myidae. The transcript is spliced from 31 exons.